AUGUUUCCGACACCGAGAAUAGACAAAAUCCUCGAAUGCUUACAGGGAUUAGGGGUAUACUCAGCAUUUGACUUCCCUGAGGCAUUUUUGCAGAUCCCAGCUCAUCCGGAGGACAGGCACAAAACGGCGCCCCACACCAGCACUCACAAGCUGGAGUUCGCUUGUAUUCCCUUUGACCUCGUGAAUGCAGCAGCUAAACUGCAGCGCCAGGUCAUUCACCACUUCUCGAAGCUAAUCACUGAGGAAUGGAUGGGGGAUGAAGCAGAUCCAGAAAGGACUGAGGCGAUUCAGAGGUGGCCGCUACUGUUCUACACGCCGACAGAGGUUAAUAAGUUCCUCGGCCUCGCCUCAUGCUACCGCAAUUUCAUUCCUAGAUGCGCUAGCACUGCUGUCCCUCUAACUGAUCCUAAGAAGGGCAAGUAG
Messenger RNA from Eimeria mitis, 423 nucleotides. RefSeq lists its product as uncharacterized. Lineage: Eukaryota; Apicomplexa; Conoidasida; Eucoccidiorida; Eimeriidae. The transcript is spliced from 2 exons. The record is from RefSeq and is a predicted model, not a curated record. The coding region runs from base 1 to 423 and encodes 140 amino acids.